GAAUCAGUGGAUGAUGAGAGAGAGUGACAGCACGCGGUGCAAAAGCUAAUACAGCAGACGGAUUAUUGUGGAUACUAUACUUAUCAUUCUCAAACACGUGUUUUCUUCAUGCUGUCGCUGGGACGGGAGGAUGUGUCGCACUGAAGUUUUCCCGGACUUUGAAAGCGCGCCGUGGGAAGUUUUCCUUUCUCGUGCCGCGGCUCUGAAAACGGCGUGGAGGACUUUUUCUGACACAGAAUGGCAAAGAAAGCGCGCUUCACGCCCCUGAUGCUGCACUUUUCUCUCUGUUUUAGUUCCAAAAGAAGCGCUGAAGGUUUACAACUGUUUCUGACGCGGCAGGUGACCAACAAGGCGCGAGAUCUGGACUUUAUUGUCACCGGAGGCAGCGUGAAAUUGUCCCGACUGGUCUCAGCAGUUAUGAGGAUAUAACCUGAAUAUAUCUAAAUAUACAUAAGAGAACCUCGGUCCACCAUGAGACCUCUGGUUGUUCUGUGCGUCAUGCUCGCGCUGUGGGAGUCGAGCCUGAGCAACAGAAACUGUCCGGACCUGAUCGUUGACAGCUGUCACUGCUCGGCGGAGAGGUCCAAGGAGCUGAGCCGGCAGCACGUCCGGGUCAAAGUGGUGUGUGAUGAUGUGGACCUGAUGGACACCCUGCAGCCCAGCUUCCUCCCCAAUAGAACCGUUUCACUAAACCUGAGUAACAACAAGAUCUCCCUGCUGAGGAACGGCUCCUUCUAUGGCUUGGCUGCGCUGGAAAAACUGGACCUGAGGAAUAAUUUGAUAAGUACAGUGGAGCCCGGGGCCUUCCGUGGUCUGCUGGCUCUGAGGAGACUGGACCUGUCCAACAACAGGAUCGGCUGCCUCUCCCCUGAAAUGUUUCUUGAUCUGGUCAAUCUCUCCAAAUUGAAUUUAUCUGGAAACAUCUUCUCCACUCUGACUGUGGGACUCUUCACACACCUCGUGGCUCUCAGAGUGCUGCACUUCAGCACUGAGACUCUGUUCUGUGACUGUCAGCUUAAGUGGCUUCUCCUCUGGGCUCGGAGCAAUUCUGUGAGGAUCAGCAACGACACGGCGUGCAUGUUCCCCACCCACCUUCAUGGACUGGAGUUUCGUAACCUACGUGAACAGCAGCUCAGAUGUGAUGGACCUCUGGAGCUGCCCCUCUUCCAGCUCAUCCCCUCCCAGAGACAGCUGGUGUUUCGUGGAGACCGUCUCCCCCUGCAGUGCACCGCCUCCUACCUGGACCGCUCGGUGGAGCUGCGGUGGCGUCACAACGGCCACAUCGUGACCACACAGGAGGAACAGGGCGUCUAUGUGGAGGAAACCCUGCUGCACGACUGCUGCCUGCUGACCAGCGAGGUCAUGCUCUCAAACAUCGAGGUGGGCAUCGCUGGUGUCUGGGAGUGCUUGGUGACCAGUUCCCGUGGCAACACCACUCAGCAGAUGGAGAUAGUUGUUGUGGAGACGUCGGCGCCGUACUGUCCCACUGACAGAGUCACCAACAACAAGGGGGACUUCAGGUGGCCAAAGACGUUGGCUGGCAUCCUGGCCUUCCUGCCCUGUGCUCCUGCCACCUUUGGAUCUGCCCCCCACCCCUCUGGCAACGCUCCUCACCCCCCAGGUAAAGGGGAGAAGAAGGCGUGGCGGCGCUGCGACCGCUCUGGUCGCUGGGCCGAGGAUGACUACACUCAGUGUCCGUACGCUAGCGAGCUGACACGCCUGCUGCAUGAGCUCACACAGAUCACUAUAAACACCACUAACGCUCAGCCUUUAGGUCAGCAGCUCGUGGCCUUCACCAGCAGGGCGGCGCACUUCAAUGAUGUCAUGGACGUCAUCUUUGUGACACACCUGGUGGAGAGGCUGACCAGGCUGGUGGAGAAACGGAGAGAUGUAAGAGUGAACACAUCACAGACAGUUUACUUCAUAACAUGUGAUUAAAGUCCGACAUGCAGCUGCGUUCUUUGGAAUUCCAAUAUUUUUUUUUUUAAAGUUGGUGGUCUCCCUCUCAGAUGAAAUAAGACAACUUUACCCCCAUUAUGUUUUGUGUUAAAACAACUUUGAAGGGACAGACUGUGAGAGAAGUCAAGGAGUUAAUUUGAAUGACUUUAAUUUAUGACCUCUAAACAGAUUUUGGGGCUUUGAUCAAUUUUUCCAUCAGUUUGUGAGCUACCAAUUAGC
Messenger RNA from Labrus bergylta (ballan wrasse), 2178 nucleotides. The record is from RefSeq and is a predicted model, not a curated record. NCBI's taxonomy places the organism in Eukaryota, Metazoa, Chordata, Actinopteri, Labriformes, Labridae.